Larimichthys crocea (large yellow croaker) is the source of this 1642-nucleotide messenger RNA. It is a transcript of the gene tubb2b, whose product is annotated as tubulin, beta 2b. The record is from RefSeq and is a predicted model, not a curated record. Gene Ontology annotation, molecular function: GTP binding; GTPase activity; structural constituent of cytoskeleton. Gene Ontology annotation, cellular component: microtubule. The transcript has 4 exons. The coding region runs from base 101 to 1441 and encodes 446 amino acids. NCBI's taxonomy places the organism in Eukaryota, Metazoa, Chordata, Actinopteri, Sciaenidae. Gene Ontology annotation, biological process: microtubule-based process.
GUUCACUUGGACUAUAAAGGUGGGAGUCGAUCCGUUGUGCGCGCACAUAAAGAAAAACGAAGUCAUUCAUCGAAAGGUCUCGUCUACCUCCAAAGUAAAAAUGAGGGAAAUUGUGCAUCUUCAGGCUGGCCAGUGCGGAAACCAGAUUGGUGCUAAGUUUUGGGAGGUGAUCAGUGAUGAGCACGGUAUUGACCCAACUGGUACUUAUCAUGGUGACAGUGACCUGCAGCUGGACAGGAUCAAUGUCUACUACAAUGAAGCCUCAGGCGGUAAAUACGUGCCCCGUGCAGUGCUGGUUGAUCUGGAGCCAGGCACCAUGGACUCAGUGAGGUCCGGUCCUUUCGGCCAGGUCUUCAGGCCAGACAACUUUGUUUUCGGUCAGAGUGGUGCUGGCAACAACUGGGCCAAGGGUCACUACACUGAGGGUGCAGAGCUGGUGGACUCUGUCCUGGAUGUGGUGAGGAAGGAGGCAGAGAGCUGCGACUGCCUGCAGGGCUUCCAGCUCACACACUCGCUCGGUGGCGGUACCGGCUCUGGUAUGGGCACCCUGCUCAUUAGCAAGAUUCGCGAAGAGUACCCCGACCGUAUCAUGAACACCUUCAGCGUGGUGCCUUCCCCAAAAGUGUCAGACACAGUAGUUGAGCCCUACAACGCCACACUAUCAGUCCACCAGCUUGUAGAAAACACAGACGAGACCUACUGCAUCGACAAUGAGGCCCUGUAUGACAUCUGCUUCCGUACCCUUAAGCUCACAACCCCCUCAUAUGGUGACCUCAACCACUUGGUCUCUGCCACCAUGAGUGGUGUCACUACCUGCCUCAGGUUCCCUGGACAGCUCAACGCUGAUCUGAGGAAGCUGGCUGUAAACAUGGUGCCAUUCCCCCGUCUGCACUUCUUCAUGCCAGGAUUUGCUCCACUCACAAGCAGGGGCAGCCAGCAGUACAGAUCACUCACCGUGCCAGAGCUCACCCAGCAGAUGUUCGACUCAAAGAACAUGAUGGCCGCCUGCGACCCACGUCACGGCCGCUAUCUGACAGUGGCUGCCAUCUUCCGUGGCCGCAUGUCCAUGAAGGAGGUGGAUGAGCAGAUGCUUAAUGUGCAGAACAAGAACAGCAGCUACUUUGUUGAAUGGAUCCCCAACAAUGUCAAGACCGCUGUCUGUGACAUUCCUCCCCGUGGCCUCAAGAUGGCUGCCACCUUCAUCGGCAACAGCACAGCCAUCCAAGAGCUGUUCAAGCGCAUCUCCGAGCAGUUCACAGCCAUGUUCAGGCGCAAAGCUUUCCUCCACUGGUACACCGGCGAGGGUAUGGAUGAGAUGGAGUUCACAGAGGCAGAGAGCAACAUGAAUGACCUGGUGUCUGAGUACCAGCAAUACCAGGAUGCCACUGCUGAGGAGGAGGGAGAGUUUGAGGAAGAGGAGGGUGAAGAGGAGCUGGCUUAAACGUACCUUUUACAAAGUUCUGCUGUUAAAUCUUUGCCGUGAAAUGUAACGUUCCAAGUCUUCUCCAGUUUUCAGUGUUCUGUCUGCUGUUCAUGUUCUUCUGCAUAUUUGAAGUUUACCUAAACAGGUGUUCAUAAAGUUCUUCACAUUUGAAAGUCUGCCUUAAAUGGUAAUGUUAAUAAAAGUUCUUCUGCAUAAUCA